Molecule: messenger RNA, 3015 nt
Organism: [Candida] anglica
Lineage: Eukaryota; Fungi; Ascomycota; Pichiomycetes; Serinales; Debaryomycetaceae
Source: the annotation of a GenBank genome assembly
AUGUCCAGUACACAACCAUUGCUCAAGUUCAGCGACACCGGCGACGAACGGCUGUACUUCCGGAAAUACUGUGCACUCCCCACAAGAGACGCGUCCACGUUCCGCGUGAUUGACCACAAUAACAAAGAUUACUUCACGGUGAUCAAUGAAGAUGCCGACUUGAUUGCUGACAGUGUGUACAAGACGAGCUCUGUGGUCAAGACGUCUGCCGCCCAGAAGUACCGGUACGUGACGAUCUCACCGCAAGUGUUCACCAACACGGUGCUUCGUCUUUUACUCAUUGACCGCAACAUGCGCGUAGAAAUUUAUUCACACAAAACUUUUGAGUUACUUGUCCAGGCCACUCCGGCCAACUAUGAACGAUUGAGUGCCGAAUAUGGCGUCAAUUUGGAUGCCAUGCAACCUUCGUACACCUCGCCCAUAGUCGCCAGUAUCAAGCUAUCUACCGUGGCAGGAGGUGUUAAGAAAUUUGGCUGUUGCUUUGUGGACGUUCUGGGCAAGAAAAUGCACGUGACCGAGUUUGUAGAUAAUGAAGUGUUUCUGAAUUUAGAGUCAUUAAUUCUUCAAGUUGGGAUCAAGGAGGUUGUUAUGGUGGGUAGUGGUGCUGGUGCUGCUGGUGCCAGUGCGGACAGUGGCCCUGUAGAUGUAGAACUUGCCAAGAUUGUCCAGGUGCUUGAUAAGACGGAUGUGGUGGUGACGUUUGUCAAGAACUCGAUUUUCAACGGGAAGGACAUUGAACAAGAUCUUGGGAAAUUGAUCGAGAUGAAGGAGAACCAAAACAUUGAGCUUGUUCUUGGGUCUCGUGGGAUCAACAGUGUAGAGUAUGGACAAUCAUUGGCCUGUUGUGCUGCCCUCAUUCUGUACUUGGAGUUGCUCCAAGAUGGAGAGGCCCAGGGAUCUUACACCAUCGAUAAGUACGACUUGGGGGCCUAUAUGAAGUUGGAUAGUUCCACCGUGAAGGCCUUGAACGUGUUUGCAAGUGCAGGAAGUGCUAGCGGCGCCGGCCCGGGAAAUGCCAAUACCGGCAGUGCUAGCACGAUCUCAUCGAUUUUUGAGCUUUUGAACAAAUGUAAAACAGCAGCAGGGUCUAGACUUCUUUCACAAUGGCUCAAGCAACCCUUGACGUCACAUGUGGCCAUUACAGAACGUCAACUACUUGUGCAGCAGCUCAUUGACGAUACUUCGCUAAGGGUGUACAUCACCAAGGAUUUCCUCCCACAGGUUCCUGACGUGAAACGGUUGGUCAAGAAGAUCAAUAUGGGGAUCAAGAGAGCUUCUUCCAAUGAAAAUAAGAAGUUGGAGGAUGUGGUGAGACUUUAUCAAUUGGUGGUUGCGCUUCCCGAGUUGGUGAGUGUUUUGAAGCUGACAGUGGAAGAGGAAACUACUGCUAGUGACAGCAGCAGCAGCAGCAGUGCACUUAUCAAGGAGUACUGGCUCAGCCCCAUUGAACAGUUCUACGAAUCCUUGGUCAAACUUCAAGAACUUGUAGAAACCACGGUGGAUCUCAGUCCCUUGUCAAACGGACUGUCGAGUCUUUUCAACGAUUUCAAUAUCAAGCCAGAGUUCGAUGAGUCAUUGAUCACCAUCAACGAUAAAUUGACCGCCACGGUAGACAAGAUCAAGGAAUGUCACAGUGAAGUUGGAGAUGACUUGUGUAUUGAUACCGAGAAGAAACUCAAGUUGGAGAACCAUGCGCAACAUGGAUGGUGUUUCCGGGUCACUAGAGGUGAUUCUGCCAUUCUCCGGAACUCUUCACUGUCCCUGAAGAAAUAUAUCGAGCUCCAAACGGUCAAGGCGGGGAUUUUCUUCACCACCAAGGAGCUCCGUACCCUUUCACAACAAUACCAAGACUUCUCCAGUGAAUACAAUUCCAAGCAAAAGGAACUCAUCAAGGAGAUCUUGGUGAUCACUCUCACGUACCAAAACGUUCUCAACCAGCUUGCCAUGGUGUUGGCCCACAUGGAUGUGCUUGCCGGGUUUGCCCAUGCAGCCAUUUUUGCAGCCAUUCCGUACGUCAAGCCCAUUUUGCACCCAUUGGCGGCUAGCGAUGAUAAGUCCGGACCCGAGUUUGAAGCUCGUAAAUUGAAGCUUGAUGCGGCAAGACACCCGAUUUUGGAAGUGCAAGACGACAUCAAUUUCAUUGCCAAUGACGUGAGAUUGGGGAGAAACUCUGAGGAGAAACCUUUCAACAUCAUCACCGGACCAAACAUGGGUGGUAAGUCCACCUAUAUCCGUCAAAUCGGAGUUAUAUCGCUCAUGGCCCAAGUGGGGUCAUUUGUCCCCGUUGACGAGCUGUCGGAACCUGAAUUGCCAAUCUUCGAUGCUAUCCUUUCCAGAAUUGGGGCUGGAGAUCUGCAACUCAAGGGGUUAUCGACAUUUAUGAUUGAAAUGUUGGAAACCUCUUCAAUUUUAUCGACUGCCACCCACAACUCCUUGAUCAUAAUCGAUGAGUUGGGCCGUGGGACAUCCACGUACGAUGGGUUUGGCCUUGCCUGGUCCAUCCUGGAACAUCUCAUUACUGAAAUGCAAUGUUUCACGCUCUUUGCCACUCAUUUCCAUGAAUUGACCCAAUUGGCUGCAAAAUAUACCAAUCAAGUUGAGAACUUACAUGUGGUGGCACACGUGGAAGAAGGGGCUGAGGCCGCCAGUAAUGACGACGACAUCACCUUGAUGUACCGCGUAGAGCCAGGUAUCUCCGACAAGUCAUUUGGGAUCCAUGUGGCGGAAUUGGUCAAGUUCCCACAAAAGAUUGUCAACAUGGCCAAACGGAAAGUUUCAGAGCUUGAGUCAACCACCGACGACUCGAUCAUUGAGAACAAGAAAUCAAAAUGCAGCGCAGAAGAGGUUGCCACUGGUGUCGAUCAAUUGAAGGCCAUCCUCAAGAAGUGGAGGCUGAUGGCUGCGGGAAAGAGUGCCGACGACGCGGUGGAGGUGUUACGAAAAUUGGUUCUGGAAGAAUAUAAGGAUACUAUCAAGGAAGAUAAGUUUAUUAGUGAAGUAUUAGGUAUGUUAUAA